Molecule: messenger RNA, 2820 nt
Organism: Dromiciops gliroides (monito del monte)
Lineage: Eukaryota; Metazoa; Chordata; Mammalia; Microbiotheria; Microbiotheriidae
Product: transient receptor potential cation channel subfamily V member 6-like
Exons: 15
Coding region: 267-2450 (727 amino acids)
Biological process (GO): calcium ion import across plasma membrane
Cellular component (GO): membrane
Molecular function (GO): calcium channel activity; protein binding
Source: RefSeq, a predicted model, not a curated record
CCCAAAGCCCUCUCGUGGCCCGGCCCCCAGCAGUCGGUGAGAGCUCCUGGGGGGCGGGGGGUGUAAUCCUGAGGCCGGGCUGGGGAAGGGUGUCGUUGAUCAGGGGGAGGCGGAACCCCGGGCCAGAGACGGGACCUCUGCAGGGCGACGGCGGGGGCGGGCUCGCCCUCGGUAGCUGCGAUGUGGCUCCGAGAUUGAUUCCUGCCUCGAUCUGGCCCCGGUCCGGGUCCCAGGCCCAGGCCCCCGGGGAGCCAGCCCUGCACCCCAUGGGGGUGCCCCUACCCAAGGAGCUAGGGCUGCUCCCCAGCCUGUGGGGCAAGAUCUGCCAAUACCUCCAGGGACGGGAAUCUUGGGACAGGCGCCUGGAUGAGCUGAACCUACUGCAGCAGAAGAGGAUCUGGGAGUCUCCACUGCUCUUAGCUGCCAAGGAGAAUGACGUUCGAGCCCUGACCAAGCUCCUCAAGUUUGACGUCUGUGAUGUACACCAGAGAGGGGCCCUGGGGGAGACAGCACUACAUGUUGCCGCCCUCUAUGACAGUUUUGAGGCAGCCAAGUUGUUGAUAGAAGUUGCACCCGACCUGGUGACUGAACCCAUGACUUCUGAGCUCUAUGAAGGCCAGACAGCACUCCACAUAGCGAUAGUGAACCAGAAUGUGAACUUGGUGCGGACUCUGCUGACCCGAGGUGCUAGCGUCUCUGCCCGAGCCACUGGGAUGGCCUUUCACCAGAACCCCCACAACCUCAUCUACUUUGGAGAGCACCCUUUGUCCUUUGCUGCCUGUGUGGGCAAUGAAGAGAUUGUUCAGCUACUUAUUGAGUUUGGAGCUGACAUCCGAGCCCAGGACUCCUUGGGAAAUACGGUGCUUCACAUCCUAGUAUUCCAGCCCAACAAAAUGUUUGCCUGCCAGAUGUAUAAUACAUUGCUAGCUUAUGAUGAGCAGAGUGGUCAUAUGAAGUCCCUAGACCUCAUCCCUAAUCACCAAGGCCUCACUCCCUUCAAGCUGGCUGGUGUCGAGGGGAACACUGUGAUAUUCCAGCACCUGCUACAGAAGAGGAAACAUGUCCAGUGGACAUACGGACCAUUGACCUCCACUCUCUAUGACCUCACAGAGAUUGACUCCUGGGGAGAUGAGCAAUCAUUGCUUGAACUCAUUGUCACAACCAAGAAGAGAGAGGCCCGUCAGAUCCUGGACCUGACCCCUGUGAAGGAGCUGGUGAGCCUCAAGUGGAGGAGGUUUGGGAGACCAUACUUUUGUGUUCUGGGUGCCAUCUAUGUUCUCUACAUGAUCUGCUUUACCAUGUGCUGUGCCUACCGUCCCCUCAAGCCUCGGAACAGCAACCGCACCAGCCUACGGGACAUUACUGUUCUCCAGCAGAAACUGCUGCAGCAGGAGUCUUAUGUGACCCGUGAGGACAGUAUCCGAAUGGUGGGGGAGCUGGUUUCUGUCAUUGGGGCUGUGGCCAUCCUACUUCUUGAGAUCCCAGACAUCUUCAGGGUUGGGGUUGCUCGGUACUUUGGACAAACUAUUCUUGGAGGGCCGUUUCAUGCCAUCAUCAUCACCUAUGCCUGCAUGGUGCUAGUGACGAUGGUGAUGCGGCUCACCAGCACAUCCGGGGAGGUGGUGCCCAUGUCUUUUGCCCUGGUUCUUGGCUGGUGCAAUGUUAUGUACUUUGCCCGAGGAUUCCAGAUGCUGGGCCCCUUCACCAUCAUGAUCCAGAAGAUGAUUUUUGGGGAUCUGUUGCGUUUCUGCUGGCUGAUGGCUGUGGUCAUCCUGGGAUUUGCUUCCGCGUUCUAUGUCAUCUUCCAGACAGAAGACCCGGAUGAACUGGGCCAUUUCUUUGACUACCCUAUGGCACUGUUCAGCACCUUUGAGCUGUUCCUCACAAUCAUCGAUGGUCCUGCCAACUAUGAUGUAGACCUUCCCUUCAUGUACAGUAUCACAUAUGCUGCCUUUGCUAUCAUUGCCACGCUGCUCAUGCUCAACCUGCUCAUUGCUAUGAUGGGUGACACCCACUGGCGAGUGGCCCAUGAGAGGGAUGAGCUCUGGAGGGCUCAGGUUGUUGCCACCACAGUGAUGUUGGAGAGAAAGCUGCCCAGAUGCCUCUGGCCUCGAUCUGGAAUCUGUGGUCGAGAAUAUGGACUGGGGGACCGUUGGUAUCUUCGAGUGGAGGACCGACAAGACCCAAGUCGACAACGAAUACAUCGAUAUGCCCAUGCCUUCAAUCCUUUGAUGACUGAUGAUUUAGACAAAGACUCACUGAGCAAAUUGGACUUGACCCCCCAUUGUGGUCAUCACCGACUAGGAACACCCACCCCCUCCAUUUCCCGAAGCACCACUCGAAGCAGUGCCAACUGGGAGAGGCUUCGACGGGGGACUCUGGGGGUAAACUUAAGGGGGGAGAUCAAUAGGGGCCUUGAAGAUGAGGAGGGGAGGGUAUAUCAAGUCUGAACCUCUUCCACAGGAGCCCAAAGAAGCUACCCCCUUUGCUCAGUAGGAAGGAAAGGAGGUCAUGUUCUUUGUCCCUUUGAGGGAGAUUGGAUUGAGCCAGAGAGAAUGCUCUUUAGGGUGUUCAGGCUCAGAAGGAGCUGGGUUUCAGUUUAUCUAGCCCCUGCUGGGCAUAUGGUAAAUUCAACAGUAUGUGUCCAUUCCUUCCCUUCACUGCCCGUGGUCCCCCAAAUAUCCUGUCACUGUGGCAACUUUCCCUCUCCUCAAGACCGAGCAGCUGAAGACACUGCCAGAACAAAGCACUUUAAGGAUGUUCUAUGGAGCGUCCUCCCCCCCCCCUACCCCCGCCCUUCUCAGGUACCCCUCAUCCCUU